AUGGCGAUUCGAACAUUCUCUUCUCUCGUACGCACUCUUAACCAAAUCCCUAAAGCUCAGACAUUUCGUUUCUUCUCUACUCUUCUGCACGACCCACCAUCACCAGAACUAGUAAACGAGAUCUCCCGACUUAUAAGCGAUCACAGAAACCCAAAAGACGACCUCGAACACACUCUCGGCGUUUACUCUCCACGAGUUUCGUCGAAUCUGGUCGAACAAGUGUUGAAGCGCUGCAAAAAUCUCGGCUUUCCCGCCCACAGAUUCUUCCUCUGGGCAAGACGAAUCCCAGAUUUCAAACACAGCUCAGAAAGUCACCACAUUUUGCUCGAGAUUCUGGGUAGUAGCAAGCAAUUCGCUUUGCUCUGGGAUUUUCUAAUCGAAGCCAGAGAGUAUAACUACUUCGAGAUCACCCCUAAAGUGUUUUGGAUCGUCUUCAGAGCUUACAGUAGAGCUAAUCUACCCGGCGAAGCAACUCGAGCGUUUAAUCGAAUGAUCGAGUUUGGGAUCAAGCCAUGUCUUCACGAUCUCGACCAGCUUCUUCACUCUCUCUGCGACAGAAAACACGUGAUUCACGCUCAUGACUUCUUCGAGAAAUCGAAACUCGUGAUCGCACCUAACGCGAAGACGUAUAGCAUUCUCGUCCGUGGCUGGGCCAAGAUCCGAGACGCCUCCGGUGCACGCAAGGUGUUCGACGAAAUGCUUGAAACAAACUGUCUUGUGGAUUUGCUCGCGUACAACGCUCUUUUAGACGCGCUUUGCAAAUCUGGAGACGUUGAUGGAGCUUACGAGAUGUUUCAAGAAAUGGGUAAGCUUGGACUCGAGCCAGACGCGUAUAGCUAUGCUAUAUUCAUCCACGCGUACUGCGACAAGGAUGAUGUUCACUCGGCUUAUAAAGUUCUUGAUCGGAUGCAAAGGUACGAUCUUGUGCCGAACGUGUACACGUACAACCAUAUCAUCAAAACACUCUGCAAGAACGAGAAAGUUGAUGAUGCUUAUCUGCUCUUGGACGAGAUGAUUCGUAAAGGAGCUGAUCCGGAUACUUGGACUUACAAUUCGAUAAUGGCGUACCAUUGUGAUCACUGCGAAGUGAACCGAGCGACGAAGCUGAUCUCUAGAAUGGAUAGAACAAAGUGUUUACCUGAUAGGCACACUUACAAUAUGGUUCUGAAGCUGCUGGUGAGGAUUGGGAGAUUUGAUCGUGCGACGGAGAUGUGGGAAGGGAUGAGUGAGAGGAAGUUUUAUCCGACGGUUGCGACUUACACUGUGAUGAUUCAUGGGUUGGUGAGGAAGAAAGGGAAGUUGGAGGAAGCUUGUAGGUACUUUGAGAUGAUGAUUGAUGAUGGGAUUCCACCGUAUUCGACGACGGUUGAGAUGUUGAGGAACCGGUUGGUCGGUUGGGGAGAGAUGGAUGUUGUGGAUGUGUUGUCUGGGAAGAUGGAGAGGAGUAGUUCUUGCUCGGUUAGGGAAAUGGCGGUGGAGAUGAGAGGGAAGAGGAGGAGAGUGGGACGUAGAAGUGAAGAUAGUGAAGAUGAUGAUAUUGAGCAUAAAGAGUUGUAUGAGAGGAAACAUAUAAACACAUUUGAAUAA
Microthlaspi erraticum is the source of this 1587-nucleotide messenger RNA. The record is from the annotation of a GenBank genome assembly. Lineage: Eukaryota; Viridiplantae; Streptophyta; Magnoliopsida; Brassicales; Brassicaceae.